UAAGUAAAGCAGUUCCCCAGCUGAGACUGUCCCUCCUAAGCUGAAUCGCAGCUGUCUGAAGAGGAGUGGCCAGUCUCGGUGCGAUCUCUGGCUGUACCUUCUUACCUUCUUGGUGUGUAACUUAUAAACUCAGCAGACACAAACAUGGCAGGCACACCCAGCACACUGUUACGGAGCAGGCAUCUGCUGAAAGCUGCCGUGAUGGUCCUAGUGGCCUUUCUCUUCGUCCACUCAGCCUCAGCCCAGGCUCAUCGAGAGUUUGUCACACCUGGCCAACAGAAGAGGGAGGCCUCAGCUGAUAUUUUGACCCAGAUCGGCCGAUCUCUGAAGGAGACGUUGGAUACCUGGCUGGGGCCAGAGACCAUGCAUGUGAUUUCAGAGACCCUGUUGCAGGUGAUGUGGGCCAUCUCAUCAGCCAUCUCUGUGGCCUGCUUUGCCCUGUCUGGGAUUGCUGCCCAGUUGCUGAGUGCCCUGGGGCUGGAUGGUGAACAGCUCACCCAGGGCUUGAAGCUCAGCCCCAGCCAAGUCCAGACCCUUCUGCUGUGGGGAGCAGCGGCACUGGUCAUCUACUGGCUGCUCUCCCUGCUCCUAGGCUUGGUCUUGGCCUUGCUGGGGCGGAUCCUGGGGGGUCUGAAGCUUGUCCUCUUUGUGGCUGGCUUUGUGGGCCUGGUGAGAUCGGUGCCCGACCCCUCCACCCGGGCCUUGAUGCUCUUGGCCUUGCUGACUCUCUUGGCCUUGCUGAGUCGGCUCACUGGCUCCAGGAGCUCGGGAAGCCACCUGGAAGCCAAGGUGCGAGGGCUGGAGCGCCAGAUAGAAGAGCUUCGAGGGAGGCAGAGGCGAGCGGCCAAGAUCCCCAGGAGCGUGGAGGAGGAAUGACAAGGGCGCCCCAAAGUGACACCCUCACCAUACCAAAGAGCUGAGCUGCUUCUGGGCCUCCUGGCCCUCUUUGCAGCCCCCUGCCCUUUCCUUGCCUCGUGUCUGAACCCUUCACACCUUUACCCCUGCACUAGCCCCCGAGCUGAGAGAAGAGAACCUGCCCUCUGCCGCAGGUACUCAGUCAAGGGAUGGCUCCCUGCCCUUCCUCUGCUCCCAGCCUGCCUCCUCCCGGGGCAGGUCGGAGCCCUCAGCCCAGGCUUCUGCUCUCAGCCAGCACCACUGCCACAGAUCUCCGUGAUGAUUAACCUGCUGCUGCCUGGCUUCCUUACCAAAGGCCUUCCUAGGCUGAAGCUCCUGUUUGACCACACCCCCAGCUCUUUUCUCCCUAGUGCCCCCCCCCCCCAUACACACACACUACCAUCCCAAGUCCCGUGAGGCCAUCUCUGUCUUCCUCAUUGCACAGCAAUGGGAAGGGGCAGGAGAUUGGAGACCUGAGGCUAAGGGGGGGAGGGGCCAGCCCUGGAGGCCUGUGCGUGUCUAUGCUCUGUUACAAGUGCCUUCACAGGAGUCAGCAGCACCCUCCGACUGCCCCUCGCCACACUGAAUGUAGGAAAGUGUGCUGUGGCUACUCUGUGUUCAGAGUAAGCGUCCCUUGCAGAAUCCCCACUCCAGCAAACAAAGCAGCGGCCCAGAAGCUACCGUUGGUCAGUGUUGUGUCCCAGUAGCUGGGGAGGGCAUGGCUUUGCCCUGAUCUGUUCUACAGGGCUAGGAGUGAGCCCUCCACCAACCCCUCUCCACCACUUGCUCACUCUUGGCCUUGGCCUUUAGGGUCCUGGUGGAAGGAGGUGUCCUCUGCCAGCUCCAGCACCAGAUGUGAAGAAUAAAUGCCUAUUCUUACACAUAAGGUUUGAUGUGGAAUCAUGGCUGCAGGUGGUUUUAAAAUGCAUGCUAUUUUAUUAUCGUCUUCUGAAUAAAAUGUAUUUACUCAAAA
Molecule: messenger RNA, 1867 nt
Organism: Apodemus sylvaticus (European woodmouse)
Lineage: Eukaryota; Metazoa; Chordata; Mammalia; Rodentia; Muridae
Gene: Tmem109
Product: transmembrane protein 109
Exons: 4
Coding region: 145-876 (243 amino acids)
Biological process (GO): intrinsic apoptotic signaling pathway in response to DNA damage by p53 class mediator; cellular response to gamma radiation
Source: RefSeq, a predicted model, not a curated record